Molecule: messenger RNA, 1872 nt
Organism: Acyrthosiphon pisum (pea aphid)
Lineage: Eukaryota; Metazoa; Arthropoda; Insecta; Hemiptera; Aphididae
Exons: 6
Coding region: 1-1872 (623 amino acids)
Source: RefSeq, a predicted model, not a curated record
AUGACUACGGAGAACAACAAAACACACAUAAAUAUUGCAGAUCUGGGGAUCUGUCCGUAUUGCAAAUCAAAAUUUAAUGACAAUAAUUUACCUGUACGUGAUCAUAAUCAUUUGACUGGGCAGUACAGACAUACAGUUUGUAAUAAUUGCAACUUAAAAAUGCAACAACCUAAAUUCGUUCCGUGUUUUUUCCACAAUUUAUCCGGCUAUGACUCACACUUUCUUAUUACACAACUAGGUUAUGACACCCAGUCAAUAAAUGUCAUACCCAAUACUGAAGAAAAAUUUAUAUCAUUUACGAAGUAUAUUUCUAAUACAUUCAAAAUAAGAUUUGUCGACACAUAUCGUUUCAUGGCAUCUAAAUUAGAAAACCUUUCUACUAAUUUAGCACGAAGUGAUAUGUCAAAGUUUAGAGAAACUACAAAAAUAUUUGGUGUAAAUGAUUUAGACUUAGUUACUCGGAAAGGUUUUUAUCCGUACAAGUAUACUGAUAGUUGGGAAAAAUUAAAUGAAACAAAUCUACCACCAAAAGAACAUUUUUAUAAUUCCCUAACAGAAGAGCACAUAUUAAAUGAGCACUAUGAUCAUUCUAUGGAAGUUUGGAACCGAUUCAACUGCAAUACUUUGGGACAAUAUAGCGACGUAUAUUUAAAAGUAGAUGUCAUGUUGCUUGUAGACAUUUUUGAAAACUUCAGAGAAUUGUGUUUGGAGACUUACGGAUUGGACGCCAACUAUUAUUUUACUGCUCCAGGGAUGUCGUUUGACUGUAUGCUUAAAUAUACGGGCGUAGAACUUUCACUUUUGUCAGAUUAUGACAAAAUAUUGAUGAUGGAAGCAGGCAUCAAAGGAGGGUUAACACAGGCCGUGAAACGUUAUGCCAAGGCCAAUAACGUGAAGGUCUCCGACUAUGACCCAUCGAAACCUGAUUUAUGGAUUGUUUACUUGGACGCAACUAAUCUAGGUUGGAUAUGCAUGGAAGUAGAUGUAUCACACCCAUGUUCUCUGCAUGACGACUACAACGAUUUGCCAUACCUUCCAGAAAGAAUAGUCCCACGGGGUUCGAAAAUAAAAAAACUUGUUGCGAAUCUAGACUCGAAAAAAAAUUAUGUUGUUCAUUAUUUGGCUUUAAAACAGGCACUUAAAGCAGGGCUGAUAUUGGAAAAAGUUCAUAGAGUUUUAAAGUUCAAUCAAUCUCCAUGGCUUGCUAAGUACAUAGAUUUGAACACUACUAUGCGAAAGAUCGCGUCAAAUGAUUUUGAAAGAGAUUUUUUUAAGCUUAUGAACAACGCUGUGUUUGGGAAAACAAUGGAAAAUGUUAGGAACAGGAUGAAGAUGGAGCUCGUUUCUGAUGAUAAAAAAUGUGCAAAGUUGAUCAAUAGACCUACAUUUAAGAACAUAACAAUAUACAAUGAAAACCUCGCAGCCAUACAUUUAGAAAUUGACGAGUUAAAAUUUGAUAAACCGAUAUAUGGAUCGAUGAAACACCACUUUGGCAAAAAUAUUAAACUUAUGUAUAUGGAUACAGAUUCUCUUGUAUAUACUAUCAAUUCUAAGGAUUUUUAUAAUGAUCUAAGACAAAACCGACAUUUAUUAGAACGGAUGGAUAGGUCAAACCUUCCCACAGAUCAUCUGUGCUAUUGUGCCGAUCGAAAGAAGGUCCCUGGGACAUUCACUGACGAGACUCAUGGGAAUGCUAUACAUGAAUUUGUUGCACUGAGAGCUAAGGCAUACGCGUAUAACUUAGCAGGGGUGGAAAAUAUUAAAGCCAAAGGAGUGAGAGGACAUGUGGUGAAAAAUCACAUUACUAUGGAAGACUACAAGAAAUAUUUAUUUUGGGACGGACCAAUAAUCGAUAAUGAGCAAGCAAGAUAG